AUGGCAGAAACAUACCCCAAAGAGACAUCCAACACCGUGAACCGCUACAAACAUCAAGACCCAUCCAUCCCAGUCCCAGUCGUCCUCCCCAUGAUCGGCCAAAUCGGACACUACCCCAGCGACCAGCAGCCUCACUGCUACCUCCACGGCUACGUCUCCAGCCGCCUCAUGAACCUCGCCGCGUCCCCACCAGGCAUCCCGCUCUGCGUCGCAGCCACCAAACUUGACGGCUUCGUCCUUACAUUAACGCCUAACACGCACAACUACAACUACCGCUCUGCUAUCCUGCACGGACACGGCACUGUUGUCGACGACGAGAGCGAGAAACUCUGGGCUAUGCAGCUCGUUACUAACUCCGUCGUUCCGGCGCGCUAUGAGCACACCCGCGUGCCGCCCGACAAUGCCGAGAUGGCAUCUACGCGGAUUCUCAAAUUUAGAAUCGAGAGCGCGAGCGGGAAGGUGAGGGAAGGCGGGCCGGAGGACGAGAGGAAGGAUAGGAGGAGAGAGGAUGUGCUGGCUGAGGUGUGGACGGGCGUGAUUCCGAUGUAUGAGAGGCUGGAGGAGCCGGUGGGCGGGCCGUAUAAUAGGGUGGGAGAAGUUCCGGGGCAUGUGAGGCGGUUCGUGGAUGGGGAGAAUGCGAGGAGGUGGACGUAUGCGGUGGAGGCGGCGAGGAAGGCUGCGCCGAUUAAGAGGGUGAAGAGAGAGGAUGAGGGGUAG
Molecule: messenger RNA, 717 nt
Organism: Didymosphaeria variabile
Lineage: Eukaryota; Fungi; Ascomycota; Dothideomycetes; Pleosporales; Didymosphaeriaceae
Exons: 2
Coding region: 1-717 (238 amino acids)
Source: RefSeq, a predicted model, not a curated record